This is a messenger RNA of Nymphalis io (European peacock), 1377 nucleotides long. It is a transcript of the gene Smyd5, whose product is annotated as histone-lysine N-trimethyltransferase SMYD5. The transcript has 7 exons. Gene Ontology annotation, molecular function: histone H4K20 methyltransferase activity; protein binding. NCBI's taxonomy places the organism in Eukaryota, Metazoa, Arthropoda, Insecta, Lepidoptera, Nymphalidae. The record is from RefSeq and is a predicted model, not a curated record. The coding region runs from base 120 to 1274 and encodes 384 amino acids.
GACAAGUAUUAAAUUUGAUCAAAAUUCUAAUUCUUUAAUUGUAAUAACCUUUAAAAAUAUUCAAAGCAUUUCUAUAAAAGUAUAAAAAAACUACCAAUCCGAUUAUCAGAAAAACAAUUAUGGAAGGAUUUGAAAUAAGGAUAUCAAACAGUAAAAAGGGAAAGGGGCUGUUCGCAACUAAGCAGUAUAAUGAAGGCGACAUUAUUUUAGAGGAAGACCCUUUAGUAUCAUGUCAAUUUGCCUGGAAUGCUGCCUACAGAUACUUAGCAUGUGAUCAUUGCAUGAGACCCCUGGAGACCCCGGAACAAAAUGUAAUACGUUUAUCAGGCAAACCAGAUAUUUUAUUGCCACAUUCCAAUUGCUUUGAAGAUGAUCUAUUAAACAUUACAAGUUGUAACCAAUGUGGUAUACUGUAUUGUUCCGAAGAAUGUAAAGUGAACUCUUUAGCUAUUUAUCACCGCACUUUGUGUUAUAUACAAAAUGAUGCUCAUCAUCCAAUAAAUUUGCUCAUUGAAACAUGGAAACAAAUCCAUUAUCCUCCGGAAACAGCAAAUAUAAUGCUUCUAGUUCGAAUAUUGGCAUAUAUACAGCAACAUUCCGAUCCAGCAUCUGCCGCUGCAACAAUCAAACAAUUUUGUCACAGAACUGUUAAUGAAGAUGCAGAAUUAGUUCACAAAGUAUUAGGAGAUGAGUUUAGUGGUCAGUUGAAUACUCUAAGGGAAAUGACGGCUAAUGUUAUUAAUGGAGAAUAUAUACAAGAGUUCCUUACUCCUGAAGGAUUCUGUUCUCUGAUGGCUUUAGUGGGGACUAAUAGUCAGGGAAUUGGCACAAGUCCCCUUUCACUGUGGGUCACUUCAGUAUCGCAGUUGACCAUGUCAGAUGAUGAAAGGCAACAGCUUGAUAUGUUUAUAGAUAAACUUUAUCAGUAUGUUGAAGAAGAAUCUGGUCAAUUUUUAAACACGGAAGGCUCUGGAUUGUUUCGAUUGCAGAGUGCUUGCAAUCACAGUUGUGCGCCAAAUGCUGAGUCCUCAUUUCCAUAUGGCAAUCACAGGAUACAAUUAAAGGCAUUGAAACCUAUAAUGCCAGGGGAAGAAAUUUAUAUAAGCUAUCUCGAUGACUGUACUCUGCAAAGAUCGAGGCAUUCAAGACAAAAGGAGUUAGCAGAGAACUACCUUUUUAUGUGUUGGUGCCAACGUUGUAGCUCUCAAAGUUCGGAGCCAGACUGUACCAGCGAGGAGGAUAAUAGUGAAGAAGAGAUUGAUGCGGAUGACUGAUGUUCUAACUUCCUUGCCCUGUGCUUGUUGGGCAUUUAAGACUCUUGUGCAAACAAUCCUUAUUAUUAAUAAUUGAAUAUUCCUUUCCCAGUGUGUGUAACAU